UAGCCAGCGCCGCGGGGCGACACCCAGUAGCGCCCACGCAGCGCCAGUCACGUCUAGCCAGCACCCGCGUGCGCGUUCCUACGUCCAAGUACCUUCUGUGGUGCACGUCAGCGCCCGGAAGUGUUCAGCGGUGCUUGGUGCCAACGCACAUAGCGUCUGGCAGCGCCGGUAUUCCUUCAUGCGCGUCUAGUAGCACCCAGUCGAGCCUAGUUCAUGUCAGCCGCGGCCAAACGCC
Molecule: messenger RNA, 235 nt
Organism: Striga hermonthica
Lineage: Eukaryota; Viridiplantae; Streptophyta; Magnoliopsida; Lamiales; Orobanchaceae
Source: the annotation of a GenBank genome assembly